This is a messenger RNA of Entelurus aequoreus (snake pipefish), 1009 nucleotides long. Its product is annotated as RIIa domain-containing protein 1-like. The transcript has 4 exons. The record is from RefSeq and is a predicted model, not a curated record. NCBI's taxonomy places the organism in Eukaryota, Metazoa, Chordata, Actinopteri, Syngnathiformes, Syngnathidae. Bases 81 to 353 code for a protein of 90 amino acids.
CAACAGUUGUUUGUGUCAGCAGCAGAUGAAGUCCUUACUCGGCACUUUUAUCGUCGACCGAAAGUGUUUCUGGAGGACACAUGGAGGCUGAAAGCGAGUCGGGAACACUCGACGACGGCGUUCUGAGCGCCGAACAGCGGGAGAAACUGCGCUUGUUCAAAAUCCAGACGAGGAUCGACAACGAGAAGUACCUUAUGGCGCAUCCUGAGGUGGAGAUCUUGGUUGGAGAUUUUCUCAGGGAUGUCCUUCUUAAAAGGCCCACUGAUAUUUGUGCUUUUGCUGCAGAUCAUUUCACGAACCCAGACCUUCACAUGGUUAUUAAUGCUAAAAUGGAGACCAUAAAAACGGACUGAGAUGACGCCUGGUAGUAGUUGUGAUGGACAAAAAACAUGAAUUGUAUGCUGUAUGACGCUUACUGCUGGAUUUGUACACUGUUAAAAAAAUCUGCACAAUUUAUGGGUGUGGUUGCGAGGAAUUCACAUUAAAAAAAAUACAGUUACGAUGUGUAGGGCAUUACGUAUCCGAAAUUUCACAGUUGAUAACUGUUUUUACUUACGGUAAAUUCAUGUGAAAAAAAAUGGAUACAUUGUUAAACUGUUCACAAAAAAUAUAUAGAAUUUACAGUAAAAUACUGGCACCUGUGGUUGGCAGAAACUCACCGUAAAGCAAAUUAGGGCCAAUUUUAGUGUUGCCAAUCAGCUUAUCUCCAGGGGGUGGGAGGAAGCCGGAGAGAAUGCGCACAGUUACGGGAAGAACAUGCAAACUCCACACACAAUGACCACUAGCCCGGGUAUCAAACCCAGGACUUUCCAACUGUGGGGCACAAACGCUAACAGCAUCUUCUGCCCUAUCACCAAUACUGGUAUCUGCAAAAUGCCUGUCUUUCUGGGGCAUGUGAGCGGUACACAAGGAUUUUAACUUGAAAGUAUUUGUACAACCUUUCACUGGACAACUCACGACAUGGCCUUUUGUAACGUGUUCCUUCAAGUGAGCUAAUAAAAUUUUUUUA